Messenger RNA from Trichomonas vaginalis G3, 2898 nucleotides. RefSeq names its product delta adaptin-related family. The coding region runs from base 1 to 2898 and encodes 965 amino acids. The transcript has a single exon. The record is from RefSeq and is a predicted model, not a curated record. NCBI's taxonomy places the organism in Eukaryota, Parabasalia, Trichomonadida, Trichomonadidae. Gene Ontology annotation, cellular component: membrane coat; AP-3 adaptor complex; endosome membrane. Gene Ontology annotation, biological process: Golgi to vacuole transport; protein targeting to vacuole.
AUGCUUUCAAGAACUCUUUUUGAUGUUAUUCGUGGAUAUUUGAACAACAAAGUCAACGGAACAGAAGAAAAGUUCAUAUCCGAGCAAAUGGAUGAAAUGCAGAAAGAAUGCGCAAACGCAUCAAUAGAUGAAAAAUCUGAUAUCGUACAACAAGUCAUUUUCCUCAAUUUAAUUGGCUAUGAUGUUUCAUGGGCAGAUUUCACCGUUCUUGAAGUCAUGUCUUCUGAAAGUUACUCGGCCAAGAGAAUUGCCUAUACCGCGGCCUCCCAAAUGUGGAACACCCAGUCAGAUGUCGUUAUUAUGGCUACACAUAGAAUUCAUCGCGAUCUUACAUCUGUUGUUCCACUUAUUGCGAAUGCCGUCCUUACAUCUCUUCCUCCUUACUUAUCUCUUCCACUUGCACAGCAUAUUGCACAUGACGUCAUCGCCCUCAUGUCCGGUGCAAGGCCACAACUCCGCCAAAAGGCUAUUAUGACUUUCUACCACAUUUGCCUUAAAUAUCCAGACGCCUUACGUCCUGGCUUCACAGCAUUACGUAACAGACUUGACGAUACAGAUCUUUUUGUUGUUUUCUCUGCACUUACAGUUAUGUCCGAAUUAUGUGCUCAUAAUCCACAGAAUUUCGUUGGUAUGAUUCCAAAAUUCCACAAGAUGCUCGAAACCGCACCAACAAACUGGAUUACUGUUCGUCUUAUUACAAUUCUUCGCAUGCUCUGCAGCGUUGAGCCACGUCUUCCAAAGAAACUCGUUCCUCCAUUCACUACAAUCCUCGAGACAACAAAUUCGAUCACAGUUCUCUUCGAAUGCGUCAGAACUAUCAUUGACAUCCCAAUUACGAAUCCAAUCCUUCUUACAUAUGCAACACAGAGAAUGCAAGCCUUCUUAGAACACAAGGAUGCCAAUUUGAGGUUCCUUUGCCUUACACUUUUCAUAAAAUUAAUCGAAAUUCAGCCAAAACUUGUUGCUCAACACAAGGAAUUAAUCACACAAUGUCUCGAUAGCAAUGAUGAGAGCACUCGUCUCCUCGCUCUUGAUCUCCUCGCAGCCCUUGCCAAUACAAAGACAAUUGAUGGAAUUGUCGGCAAAAUGUUCGACCAUUUCAGGGACUCCAAGAACCAAGCGUUCAAAGAUCAAGUACUUAAGCGCGUUAUUGAGAUCUGUUCUAAAAACGAUUACGAAUUAAUCAGCGAUUUUGAGUGGUACAUUACCUGUUUGAUCGACUUCCUCGAAGAAGGAGGUUUUACCUGCUACAACGAGCUUGCCGAUCAGUUCUACGACCUUGCAUCUCGUGUACCAGAUACUCGCCAGACAUUAGUCGAUCUAAUGUCCGCCCUCUUCGACAAUGUUGAGUACAAGGACAAGACGAGACUGCUUUUGGUCGCAUCUUUCAUCAUUGGAGAGUAUGCCGAGUCGAAUGAGUGCAUUGAGUCACUUGUACAGCCUCUUGUCCUUCAAACAGACGAGAGAGUUCAACUCUGCUGCGUUUCAGCCGCUCUCAAGCUCUAUUUGAGGCUUUCCGACGAAGAAAAAGCAAAUGCUCUCGAAACUCUCAAAACUGGCCUUGAAAUGUUCAGAACAAGUGGUCCCGCCGAAGUCCAAGACAGAGCAGAGAUGAUCCUUAUGCUUCUCAACAUCUUCGAGACCUCCCAAGAAUCAGAUGAAAUUUCCCAGUUGCAAGAGACACUUUCCAGCGAAUUACCUGAUGACCAAGAGCCAAUAGAGCUUCCUCCAGGCCUCAACGACCCAAUUCCUCUGUUCGCAAUCGAAGAAAAAGAGGAAGAAAAGCCGGAAGAAAUCAUCGACUCGAAACUUCCGAAGAAGAAAGAAGAGCACAAGGAAGGAGAGGAGAAGAAGCCGAAGAAGCCAAUGAGGAAGCAGCGCCAGAACGCUCCGAAAGCCGUUGUCAUCAAAGCUCCAACUAAAACAACAACUCCUGUUUCGAAUUCUGCUCAAAAAGCGAAAGUUGCUCCGAAGAAUUCCGCUUUAUCCGAUGCCCUCGCGAGUGUUGACUUAACGAGUGAAAUGGCCGAUGUUCAGAAAGAGCUUCCUCGCCCUAUGCCGUACAACCAGGAGCUCCUCAUGAAGCAGGCCCAGCAGAGAUCGACGCAUUCCAAGCACUCACACGGCUCAAAGAGGAAACGCAGCAAGAACCAGGAACUUCCAAUGCCAAGCGCUGUUUCAGUUCCUCCUCCACAGCAACCGCAGCCUGUCACAGCUCCAAAGCCUCGCUCGAGGAUGCAGCUGAUCGGAGAGAACUCGAGUUUGAUCGUGAACGCAAUCGAAUUCACUCCGAGCCAGACAAAUCCAGGAAGACUCGAAGUCGAAGUUUUGAUCCACAACCAGACAGAACUGACAAUAAAUUCGAUAGACAUAACAGUUCAGUCACAAGGAGGAGCUGUUAAAGGUGUUGACGUGCCAAGUAUAACAACACCAAUUUCGCCUGUUUCAAGCGCAACUCACAAGAUAACAAUAGAAGCAGCAAAUAUGACGCAGCCACAAAAAGUGAGAAUUAUUUUUGUCCCUGUUGAAGGAGGUGUCGAAACACUCGAUGCAACAUUGAGAUUGUUCCCUUCUUUCUUCUUGACAGCGGCACCAACAGAAGGAUUCGAACAGGCAGAGAAGAAAUGCACAUUCGAUGAGAAGAUGAAGCCAAUUCAGACUCAGAAAGCAAGAGAAGUCCUACAAACAGCAUUCAACGUCGUAAGAGGAUCAAACAUCAAAUUACCUGAUGCUUCUUCAAGAGCUAUUUACGCAAAGACACCAGCCGGUCAUGAGGCAAUUGCAUACGUGCAGGCAGCUGCUGGUCAGGUAAUAAUAGAAGUUAAAAGCACUAACGAAUUACUUGGAAAGUCUCUCGUGAAGGAGUUGGAAAUGAAAGUCAAAGCAAUCGAACAAUAA